AUGUCGUAUCAACAACCGCAAAGUGGGAAAAUGUCCGAGAGACAGAGGGAUUUCCUUAUAGCAUUUUUAGAACAAAAUCCGAAGUUGGCGACGAACCAACUAGAUGCAUAUUACACAAGGGAGGUCUCCAACAAAAAGUGGGAAGAGGCCACCAUUAAGCUAAAUAGCCUUGGAGGAGCAUUCAAAACAGUCAAACAGUGGAAAAGGACAUGGACUGAUCUAAAAGUAGCCAGCAAGAAAAAGGCAGCCAACAUGAGAAAGAAUAGUUUGAAAACUGGUGGAGGGCCAGUUUCAUCAUCCUCCGAAGACGAUGAAGAUCAAACAGCUAUGCCUGUGACUAGCAAAGAGCCUGCAGCCUCGAUGCCAGCGACCGAGAGGGUGCUUUCACUUCUUGGUAAAACUGCUGUGGAAGGAAUCAGAGGGAUAAUGGAAAUAGGGAUAGAUGCACCACAGUAUGCAGAGAGUGACUAUGAAGAUGACCCCCUCCCUCCCCCGCCAAAAAGACCUAAUCUUAGGGAUGGAGAUUCUCAUCUAAACUCAAAGAGGAAGGUUGUGGGAGAGUGGGUGGAAAAUUCUAAGAAAAAGGCGGAAGCAAUGCAGAGCAUUGCUUCUGCCCUUAAUCACAUACCAAGCGUUGCUUCUGCCCUCAACAAUAUCGCCAAUCAAAUUGGGAGAUUGGCAGACUGCUUCGACACAUACAACAAAGCUACAAUUUAA
Molecule: messenger RNA, 717 nt
Organism: Macrosteles quadrilineatus (aster leafhopper)
Lineage: Eukaryota; Metazoa; Arthropoda; Insecta; Hemiptera; Cicadellidae
Exons: 4
Coding region: 1-717 (238 amino acids)
Source: RefSeq, a predicted model, not a curated record